AUGACUCUCUGGGACUCAACAAGUGAUGGGAUCUUCCAGUGCAAAGGGGAGUUCGACAGUGGAACUGUCAUUGUGCCGAUCAAAAUCCAUGUGGUCCAGAGACCCACAUUUGUGGCCAUGAUGGACUCUGAGAAGGAAGUGAUAGAGGGCUCAGCAGUAAGUUUUAACUGCCAGGCCCAGGGCAUCCCACCACCAACGGUCAGAUGGCUUUUCGGAAACCAGGACCUCAGUCUUCGUGGGGAUGGUCGUAUCAUGGUGAACAGUGGGCUACUGGUGAUAGAGAACACCCAACCUUCAGACGCUGGGGUCUACAGCUGUGAAGCCAGCACUGAAGACCGGAAGGAAGUGGCUUUUACAAAUGUCACUCUCAAUGUGAAAUUUACUCCCAGGAUAGAACUCCCAGCCGAUGAAAUGCUCGUCACUUCCCAGAUUGGGAAUCCCACCCGAUUCAACUUCACCGUCCUGGCCAACCCCAUCCCAUCCGUCUCCAUCUCUUGGAAGGGGAACAUUUUUGAAGGCGACGAUAUUGUGACAGUGGCACAGGACCAAAACAGAUAUUUGUACUCCUUUGAGGUGAGGCGCGGCCCAUAG
Messenger RNA from Euleptes europaea (tarantolino), 591 nucleotides. RefSeq names its product neural cell adhesion molecule 2-like. Bases 1 to 591 code for a protein of 196 amino acids. NCBI's taxonomy places the organism in Eukaryota, Metazoa, Chordata, Lepidosauria, Squamata, Sphaerodactylidae. Gene Ontology annotation, molecular function: cell-cell adhesion mediator activity. The record is from RefSeq and is a predicted model, not a curated record. The transcript has 4 exons. Gene Ontology annotation, biological process: axon guidance; homophilic cell-cell adhesion; dendrite self-avoidance. Gene Ontology annotation, cellular component: axon; plasma membrane.